Molecule: messenger RNA, 1126 nt
Organism: Trametes versicolor FP-101664 SS1
Lineage: Eukaryota; Fungi; Basidiomycota; Agaricomycetes; Polyporales; Polyporaceae
Exons: 4
Coding region: 111-788 (225 amino acids)
Source: RefSeq, a predicted model, not a curated record
CUCCCCUCUUACCGUCGCCGAGGGUUCUGCUUGCGUUUCCUUCCUCCCUCGCCUAACGACCUCUUCCAUUUUUUUCGCGACCGCGCACGCUAACGACCGACUGAGCCGCCAUGUCUAAGCACUUCUGCUUCUGCAUCCCCGUCCGCUUCGGUGUCUUCCUGUUCUCGUUCCUGUCCUUCGCAGGAGCCGCUUUCAGCGCGGCUGUGGGAUGGUUCCUCCUUCACUUGAUUGACACGAACCAACUCUCAAAAAUUGAGACGAACGUGAAGGAUUCGGACAAGGAGGCAUUCGAGGCAUCAGUGCACAAAUACAAGUGGGCCGUCAUCGUCGGCGCCGCCAUCUUCACCUUCGUCGCGCUCGUUGCCUUCUUUGGCUUCGUCGGCUCAAUCAUCCGCAACCGCCGCAUGGUGAAGGCGUACUCCGUCCUCACCAUCUUCAGCUUCUUCUUGGGCUCGGCGGCCGCUGGCUUCGUCCUCUACGCAACCUGGGCCAACAAGCCGUUCUGCGUGACGGUCGACAACGUCAAGUCCUGCACGGAAAGCAGCCUCAACACGGGCGGCAAGAUCGGCCUCACCAUCGGCAUCGUCGUCCAGUGGUUCAUCCAGCUCUACAUCGUCACGAUCAUCCGCCGCUACUACCAGCAGCUCGAGGAGGAGCGCGAGUACCGCAACGACUUCCGCCUCAACCCGACCACGGGCGGCACGUACGAGGCGAAGGAGGGCCUCCUCGCGACCCAGGGCGCGUACCCGUACUCGGACAACCAGCACCGCUUCGGCAGCCACGCGUAAGGUUUCUGCGUGCCUGUGUGCGGGCCCGGGCUCCGCUCGGGCAGCGCGGGUUCCAGGGACUCUGGGGAUGAUGAUGAUGACCGUGUAUCAUACGUCGCGCGCGCCCGGCCGGGGUGCUCGGGCCCGGGGUGGGGCGCUGCGCUAAUGACGGGAGGCGGGGCAGUGUGUGUACCUCGUACGUUAGACGGAGCGAUGGGGGUGCAUGGACUCUGACGGCGGGCGCGCGAUGCCCUUAAUGCUCUUCGCUUUUUCUCCUAUCUAUCACGCUGUAUCUCUUGACUUUUCGGACUUUCUGCCUCCAGCUUUGCUGCAUACCAUACUAUCAACUGUUUCGGGUU